This is a messenger RNA of Penicillium concentricum, 537 nucleotides long. Its product is annotated as cupin domain-containing protein. Bases 1 to 537 code for a protein of 178 amino acids. The transcript has a single exon. NCBI's taxonomy places the organism in Eukaryota, Fungi, Ascomycota, Eurotiomycetes, Eurotiales, Aspergillaceae. The record is from RefSeq and is a predicted model, not a curated record.
AUGGCCAUAACUCCAAUUUCAAACACUCAAGUGACCACUUGCCAGAUUCCCGAGUGGCACCAUAUACCGAACACUUCAAUCCAAUCCAAGCCGCUCAUGAUAUACCAUGGAGCCUUUGAUGCCACACCCACAGAGCUCGAGGAGCACCUGGAGGCAGUGGGCGAGGUUGUUCCUCAAUGGGUAUAUAGCAUGUACAGCCAGACCCACUUCCACUCCACAACGCAAGAGGUGCUCGGGGUCAUCUCAGGGAGCGCGCGUCUUUGUUUUGGAGGCGAGGAUAACCCCGAGCGAUUUGAGCCGACGGUCCAGCGCGGUGAUUUGAUAAUUGUACCGGCGGGGGUGGGUCAUCGACUCUUAGAGGACAUGCAUGUGAACCAGGAAGAGUUCCAAAUGGUUGGUGCAUAUCCACACGGAAAACAGUGGGAUAUGUGUUAUGGGAAACCGGAAGAGAAAGCAAAGGUGCAGAGAAUCAAGGAUGUGGCGUGGUUCCGUCAAGAUCCGUUGUAUGGCGUUGACGGCCCAGCGUUGCACGUCUAG